AUGGGUGAUAGAAUGUACUUAAAGAUAGCGCAGCGUAGAGAGAAGAUCAAAGUAUAUAAAGAAAAUAUGCUUGCUGCAACUUAUGAAUAUCGUUUAAUCGUGCGUGACGCUAUUUCAAAUCAUCAAGCCAGACGUAAUAGCUCAUUUUUUGAAGAUAAAAUAGUUAACAAUGCACCUAUAGAAACAACUGGACCUUUUGCUGGAUAUACAGCAUUGCAUAUAGCUUGUAUGGAGGGAAAUAUCGAAUUUGUAAAAUUAUUAGUUGUAGAUUACCAUGCAAAUGUAAAUGCUGUUGCUGACGAUGGAGCUCAACCUAUUCACUUAGCGUGUUUUUUCGAAAGUGAGAUACCUUGGGGAAUUAUAGAUAUUUUGAUAACAGCUGGUGCCAAAAUUAAUGCUGAAAUAGACCAAAAACUUUUUACAAAAUACAUGAAAAGGGAUACGUGGCGCAACGAUUUUGGGAAUAAGAUUAGUUUGUUUGCUUUUUCAUUGAUAUAUGGUAAUAGUAUGUUCUUGAUGUUACCAUUAUCGUUUAUCAAAGACAAAGCAAGUUUGAAAGUUAAAAGUCUGAAAAAUAAAACACUGUUGAUGUAUGCCAUUGAAAGUGAGGAGCAUGCAAUCGCCUUGUUACUUAUACAAAAAGUACAAGAUCAUGAAUGGAUAAACGCCCGUGACAGUAAUGGUUAUCAUGUUACCCACUAUAUAUUAGAUCCAAAAAAUUUAGAAAAUGAUCGACACUUGGAUAAUCACCACGAAUCGUUGAGUGAUAGGGUUACUGCAGAAUUGAUUCGCAUUUUACUUAAAGCCGGUGCUGAUGUUAACGCAACCAUAAAUAAUGAUCCGAAUACUCUAUUACUCAAUAUUGCAGCUUGCAAACAUUUUCCACUUACACUGGAUAAUUUAUUGCCUUAUUAUUACAAUAUUUCAAAAUCAAGGGCUUUGCAUUACGUAUUACGUCCACUUACAACUCCAGAGACAGAAUCCAGUAAUAAUGAAAAUAUAAAAUGUAUCAAGUUGAUUUUAAGAGACCUUAUUACGAGACGUACGUUCGGUUUAUUCGUUCCUGAAGAUGAAAAAAUGUUGAUGGACAAGUUAAUUGCUAAAAACAUAUAUUUCAGGGAGUACGCACACACCUACGAACAAAAUAUUAUUCAAGGGGAGUUAAAAACAAGGGUGCUUAAAUAUGAUGACAAAAGUAUCACGUAUUAUGAAUUCAUAAAGUCAUGUUUUAAUGAUAAACAAUUACGAUUGAUAGUAAAAAAUAAAUCCUUAAUAGAUGCGUUCAAGAAUACCUUUCCAAACCCUAAUAUUUCUUUUUUUUCUAAUAAAUUUUUUGAUAAGCCUGAACUUCAAUCUCAUCCUAUGGAAUAUUAUGAUGAAGCUGAUUAUUUUUUCUUCUGGAAACAAAUUUCAAUUAGAAUAGAAAAAGCUUCAAGAAGACUUGAGCAGUUAGAAGCAUUAGAAAGAGUAGAAAAUCUCUGUAAAGCUAUCCCUUUACCAUAUGAAUUGGUAAUAACGAUAGUUGAAUAUAUUAAUUAUCAAGACUUUAAAAAUUUUAUUCAGGCUUUUUAUUUAUAA
This is a messenger RNA of Cotesia congregata, 1578 nucleotides long. Lineage: Eukaryota; Metazoa; Arthropoda; Insecta; Hymenoptera; Braconidae. The record is from the annotation of a GenBank genome assembly.